Cucurbita maxima (winter squash) is the source of this 900-nucleotide messenger RNA. Its product is annotated as embryo-specific protein ATS3B-like. NCBI's taxonomy places the organism in Eukaryota, Viridiplantae, Streptophyta, Magnoliopsida, Cucurbitales, Cucurbitaceae. The transcript has 3 exons. Gene Ontology annotation, molecular function: protein binding. The record is from RefSeq and is a predicted model, not a curated record. The coding region runs from base 80 to 622 and encodes 180 amino acids.
AUGUCUCUGUGUUCUUCCGUAUUCUUUUUCUUCUUCAAAAGCUCCGCAACGCUAAAGCCAAACACACAAACAAGGAGAAAUGAAACGGGUUCUCUGUUUUCUGCUCACCUCCGCCUUUCUUUUGGCUCUCUUGGAAGCCACGGAAUUGCUGCCCGAAUCCGCUGAAUCCUUCAAUUUAACCUAUAUUCAGCAACUCGGGAGUUGUUCUUAUUCGGUCGUUAUAUCAACUAGCUGUUCUUCGCCUACAUACACAAGGGAUCAGAUCAGCGUUUCUUUCGGCGAUGCUUAUGGCAACCAGAUUUAUGUGCCUAGGAUUGAUGAUCCAUCCAGAAGGAUAUUUGAAAGAUGUUCCUCUGAUACAUUUAGCGUAAGUGGACCUUGUGCUUACCAAUUAUGCUAUGUCUAUCUUUAUCGCUCUGGACCGGAUGCCUGGAUCCCAACAACGGUGAAAAUCUCUGGUCCUAAUUCUCGACCUGUCACGUUUAACUACAACACUGCCAUACCGAACGACGUAUGGUUCGGGUUUAACUUGUGUGGUCAUGCUUCAUCUUCAAACCGUAUUUCAAGUUGCAUAUGGUUCUUAUACGUUAGUUUCGUGUCUAUUCUUCUGCUUUUUUUGUAAUUUUAAUGUAUGUCAAAAUGCUAUUCAUGUUCUUUUCUUGUGAAGAACACAUUUUGAUGUAGCACUCUUGUAGCAUAGAGAACAUGAGUAUCUCACUAUAAAGCAGCAUCAGGAGUGUACUUAUGUAUAUUUAGUGAUUAUACACAGGCAGAGGCAAUUCUUGGUGAUUGAGCCUCUCGACUUGGGAUAAGCUUUUCGAUGUCUUGUUAUGGAACUCAGAAACAGAGGAUUUUUCUGUUUUUAUUUACCUUUUAGAUGUGUUGGCCUUUGAUUCAUGU